AUGCCUUCUAAACUUGAUGUAUACUGUGCAAAGCCCGCUUUGCAAGUGAGGACUUUCUUAGACAAGUUCCCAAAGAUCUACAAUGUCUACUUCAUUGCCAUGAUUUCUACCAUUGCUGGUAUGAUGUUUGGUUUUGAUAUUUCUUCCAUGUCUGCCUUCAUUGGUACUGAGAGUUAUAUCAAUUUCUUUGACAACCCUGGUUCUACCAUUCAAGGUUUCAUUACUUCUUGUAUGGCUUUAGGUUCAUUCUUUGGUUCCAUUGCUUCUUCGUUCAUUUCCGAACCAUUCGGUAGAAGAUUAUCUUUGAUGGUUUGUUCCUUCCUUUGGAUGGUCGGUGCUGCUAUUCAAUCUUCAUCGCAAAACCGUGCUCAAUUAAUUAUUGGUCGUAUUAUCUCUGGUGUCGGUGUUGGUUUCGGUUCUUCUGUGGCUCCAAUUUACGGUGCUGAAUUAGCUCCAAGAAAGAUCAGAGGUUUAAUUGGUGGUCUUUUCCAAUUCUCCGUCACUUUAGGUAUUUUGAUUAUGUUCUACCUUUCUUACGGGUUGGGUCAUAUUCAUGGUGUUGCUUCCUUCAGAAUUUCCUGGGGUUUGCAAAUUGUUCCAGGUUUACUUAUGUUCUUUGGUGUCUUUAUCAUUCCAGAAUCUCCACGUUGGUUGGCCAAGCAAGACUUGUGGGACCAAGCUGAAGAUAUUGUUGCUAGAAUCCAAGCCAAGGGUGAUAAGGAACAUCCAGAUGUCUUGGUUGAAAUUGGUGAAAUUAAGGAACAACUUUUGAUUGAAGAAAGUGCCAAGUCUAUUGGUUACGCUACCUUAUUCAGAAAGAAGUAUCUCAGAAGAACUUUGACUGCUAUCUUUGCUCAAAUCUGGCAACAAUUAACUGGUAUGAACGUUAUGAUGUACUAUAUCGUUUAUAUUUUCCAAAUGGCUGGUUACUCUGGUAAUGCUAACUUGGUUGCUUCUUCCAUUCAAUACGUUUUAAACACCGCAACUACUGUUCCUGCCUUAUUCUUGUUUGAUAGAAUUGGUAGAAGACCAUUAUUGGUUGGUGGUGCUAUUUUCAUGAUGAUUUUCCAAUUCGGUGUUGCUGGUAUCUUAGCUACUUACUCUGUUCCAUGGCCAGAUUCAGGUAAUGAAUCCGUUACCAUUAGAAUCCCUGAAGACAACAAGACUGCUUCCAGAGGUGUUAUUGCUUGUUGUUACUUGUUUGUGUGUUCGUUUGCUUCCACCUGGGGUGUGGGUAUCUGGGUCUACUGUUCUGAAGUUUGGGGUGAUUCCAGAAUCUCACAAAGAGGUAACGCUUUAUCUACUGCUGCUAACUGGAUCAUUAACUUUGCUAUUGCCAUGUACACUCCAUCUGGAUUCAAGAACAUCUCAUGGAAGACUUAUAUUAUCUACGGUGUCUUUUGUAUUGUCAUGGCCAUCCACGUCUUCUUCGGAUUCCCAGAAACUAGAGGUAAGAGAUUGGAAGAAAUCGGAGAAAUGUGGGACUCCAAUGUUCCAGCUUGGAGAUCUGGUUCUUGGGAACCACACAUUCCUGCUACUUCAGAUGCUGAAAUUGCUAGAAAGUUGAGUCUUGAACACAAAGAAGGAGGAUUAAUGGAAGACUCAAACUCAUCUGCUGAUAGAGUCUAA
Spathaspora passalidarum NRRL Y-27907 is the source of this 1629-nucleotide messenger RNA. It is a transcript of the gene HGT1, whose product is annotated as sugar porter family MFS transporter. Bases 1 to 1629 code for a protein of 542 amino acids. Lineage: Eukaryota; Fungi; Ascomycota; Pichiomycetes; Serinales; Debaryomycetaceae. The record is from RefSeq and is a predicted model, not a curated record. Gene Ontology annotation, molecular function: carbohydrate:proton symporter activity. Gene Ontology annotation, cellular component: membrane. Gene Ontology annotation, biological process: carbohydrate transport; transmembrane transport. The transcript has a single exon.